AAAUUUGGCCGCAGUUUUCUCCUACUUAGCACAAGAACUGCAGUCCACUGUACGCAAAUAGAAGUUUCCCCAAACUGGUGGAGAAACAGAAUUCUUUAGCGGAACAGAGUCCUCAGCACCAAGCGGCUGUGGAGAAGUUACUUUUCCUUUCAGAUGGUUCUGGAGGAAAAGACCCCAACGCGAGCAUGACUCACCCGGCCAGCUCCUCCUCCUCCUCCCCACGGCCCGCCCUGCCUCGCCCGGCCGCAGCUCGGUAGGGAGCGGAGACGGCUCUCUCUGCGUCCUCGUCCUCGCAGGCAGCCCACCCUGACCCAGCCCUCGCUGGAUGGUGACACGCAGGCCGGAGACAUGAGGCUGGCCCGCACGCUGCUCCCCCUGCUGCUGCAGGCCUGCUGGGUGGCCUGGGUGGCCGCACAGGACGAGCCGGAGGCCACCAGGGCCAUCGCCUUCCAGGACUGCCCCGUGGACCUGUUCUUCGUGCUGGACACCUCCGAGAGCGUGGCCUUGAGGCUGAAGCCCUACGGGGCCCUGGUGGACAAGGUCAAGGCCUUCACCAAGCGCUUCAUCGACAACCUGCAGGACAGGUACUACCGCUGCGACCGCAGCCUGGUGUGGAACGCGGGCGCGCUGCACUACAGCGACGAGGUGGAGAUCAUCAGCGGGCUCACGCGCAUGCCCGCGGGCCGCGACGCGCUCAAGGCCAGCGUGGACGCGGUCAAGUACUUCGGCAAGGGCACCUACACCGACUGCGCCAUCAAGAAGGGGCUGGAGGAGCUGCUGGUGGGGGGCUCCCACCUGAAGGAGAACAAGUACCUGAUCGUGGUGACCGAUGGCCACCCCCUGGAGGGCUACAAGGAGCCGUGCGGGGGCCUGGAGGACGCGGUGAACGAGGCCAAGCACCUGGGCGUCAAAGUCUUCUCAGUGGCCAUCACGCCAGACCACCUGGAGCCACGUCUGAGCAUCAUCGCCACGGACCACUCGUACCGGCGCAACUUCACCGCGGCCGACUGGGGGCAGAGCCGCGACGCGGAGGAGGUCAUUGCCCAAACCAUCGAGACCAUCACGGACAUGAUCAAAAAUAACGUGGAGCAAGUGUGCUGUUCCUACGAGUGCCAGCCCGCCAGAGGACCUCCAGGGCUCCGGGGCGACCCCGGGUACGAGGGAGAACGCGGCAAGCCCGGGCUCCCAGGAGAGAAGGGAGAAGCUGGAGACCCCGGAAGGCCCGGGGACCUCGGACAGUCGGGUACCAGGGCAUGAAGGGAGAGAAGGGGAACCCGCGGGGAGAAGGGCUCCAGGGGACCCAAGGGCUACAAGGGCGAGAAGGGCAAGCGCGGCAUCGACGGGGUGGACGGCACGAAGGGGGAGACGGGGUACCCAGGCCUGCCAGGCUGCAAGGGCUCGGCCGGAUUCGACGGCAUUCAAGGACCCCCCCCGGCCCCCAAGGGCGACGCCGGCGCCUUUGGACUGAAAGGGGAGAAGGGCCAGCCCGGAGCCGACGGCGAGGCCGGGAGACCUGGGAACUCGGGGCCGCCUGGAGACGAGGGCGAGCCGGGAGAGCCGGGCCCCCCAGGAGAGAAAGGAGAAGCCGGCGAUGAGGGGAACCCGGGACCUGACGGUGCCCCCGGAGAGAGGGGUGGCCCUGGAGAAAGAGGACCCCGGGGGACCCCAGGCACGCGGGGGCCGCGAGGAGACCCGGGUGAAGCUGGACCCCAAGGCGACCAGGGAAGAGAAGGCCCGGCUGGCGUCCCCGGAGACCCGGGCGAGGCUGGCCCCGUUGGAGCUAAAGGUUACCGCGGCGACGAGGGUCCCCCCGGGCCUGAGGGCCCCCAAGGAGCCCCAGGACCCGCCGGGCCCCCCGGAGACCCCGGGCUGAUGGGCGAAAGGGGUGAAGACGGCCCCCCCGGAAACGGCACCGAGGGCUUCCCCGGCUUCCCCGGCUACCCGGGCAGCAGGGGCCCUCCUGGGAUAAACGGCACCAAGGGCUACCCAGGCCUCAAGGGGGACGAGGGUGAAGCCGGGGACCCUGGAGAUGACAACAAUGACGUUUCGCCCCGAGGUGCCAAAGGAGCGAAGGGGUACCGGGGCCCCGAAGGCCCCCAGGGGCCCCCAGGACACGUGGGACCGCCCGGGCCGGACGAGUGCGAGAUUCUGGACAUCAUCAUGAAAAUGUGCUCUUGCUGCGAGUGCAAGUGCGGCCCCAUCGACAUCCUGUUCGUGCUGGACAGCUCCGAGAGCAUCGGCCUGCAGAACUUCGAGAUCGCCAAGGACUUCAUCACCAGGGUCAUCGACCGGCUGAGCAGGGACGAGCUGGUCAAGUUUGAGCCGGGGCAGUCGCACGCGGGCGUGGUGCAGUACAGCCACAACCAGAUGCAGGAGCACGUGGACCUGCGGAGCCCCAACAUCAGGAACGCGCAGGAGCUCAAGGAAGCCAUCAAGAAGCUGCAGUGGAUGGCGGGCGGCACGUUCACGGGCGAGGCCCUGCAGUACACCCGGGACCGGCUGCUGCCGCCCACCCAGAACACACGCGUCGCGCUGGUGAUCACGGACGGGCGCUCGGACACGCAGCGGGACACCACGCCCCUCAACGUGCUCUGCGGCCCCGACAUCCAGGUGGUCUCCGUGGGCAUCAUGGACGUGUUCGACUUCGUCCCCAGCCCCGACCAGCUCAACGUCAUCUCCUGCCAAGGCCUGGCGUCGACGCAGGGCCGGCCCGGCCUGUCGCUGGUCAAGGAGAACUACGCGGAGCUGCUGGAGGACGCCUUCCUCAAGAACAUCACGGCCCAGAUCUGCAUAGAUAAGAAGUGCCCGGACUACACCUGCCCGAUCACGUUCUCCGCCCCGGCUGACAUCACCAUCCUCCUGGACGGCUCGGCCAGCGUGGGCAGCCACAACUUCGACAUCACCAAGCGCUUCGCCAAGCGGCUGGCCGAGCGCUUCCUGAGCGCGGGCAGGACGGACCCCGCCGCGGACGUGCGCGUCGCCGUGGUGCAGUACAGCGGCACGGGCCAGCAGAGGCCGGAGCGCGCGGCGCUGCAGUUCCUGCAGAACUACACGGUGCUGGCCGGCGUCGUGGACGGCAUGGCCUUCCUCAACGACGCCACCGACGUCACCGACGCCCUGAGCUACGUGACCCGCUUCUACCGCGAGGCCUCGCCCGGCCCAGCCAAGAAGCGGCUGCUGCUCUUCUCGGACGGCAACUCGCAGGGCGCCACGCCGGCAGCCAUCGAGAAGGCCGUGCAGGAGGCCCAGCGGGCGGGCAUCGAGGUCUUCGUGGUGGUGGUGGGCCGCCAGGUGAACGAGCCGCACAUCCGCGUCCUGGUCACCGGCAAGACGGCCGAGUACGACGUGGCGUUCGGCGAGCGCCACCUGUUCCGUGUGCCCAGCUACCAGGCCCUGCUGCGGGGCGUCUUCCACCAGACGGUCUCCAGGAAGGUGGCGCUGGGCUAGCCGGGCGCGACCCCGCCGCCAGCCCCUCCCGCCCCGCCCCUAAAGCAGGAAGUGAAAUGUGAGGCGAGUUUCCCCGACCAGCCUGAUUAGCUAGAUUGGGUUUCAAAGGAAGAGCCUGAAAAGUCACCACGCGCACCGGGCGCAGCUGCCGCCUUGCGCGUGCCCGAGCGGGGCGCCGCGUCCGGGCUGUGCUGGGCUCCGCGCCUCCCCGCGGCGGAACGUCCCAUCCCGCGGCGGAACGUCCCAUCCCGCGGAGGAACGUCCCUUCCCGCGGAGGAACGUCCCAUCCCGCGGCGGAACGUCCCUUCCCGCGGAGGAACGUCCCAUCCCGCGGCGGAACGUCCCAUCCCGCGGAGGAACGUCCCAUCCCGCGGCGGAACGUCCCUUCCCGCGGAGGAACGUCCCAUCCCGCGGAGGAACGUCCCAUCCCGCGGCGGAACGUCCCUUCCCGCGGCGGAACGUCCCUUCCCGCGGCGGAACGUCCCAUCCACGGCGGCCCCCGCACCCCUAAGCUCCUCCGCGCUGCCCGGCGGCGCCCGCACAUCAGCGGCUCCCGGGCGACGUCGUCCUCAAACUCAGAGCCAAAGCAAAUUCUGCUGGUUAGUGCGCGUGAGGCCGUGGACUCUGUCUCGUUUUUGGAAGGCCAAGGUCAGGAGGACUUUUAAACAUAAAUCUUAGUGCGUCGACCGCUCCCUGCGAGGUGCGAGGUUCGUGCCGGGGCGGCGGUCUGGACCCUGCCGCGCCGGUGGCCCGACCAGCAUCUUCGAGAACGGUGGCGACGGUGGCUGCGCUCAAACUCCAGUAACGGUGCUUCUCCCUGACAAGGGGACACAGAGCCGUUUGGUGGCACAAAACGAUGUAUUUUAUUAAAAACGAUCCAAAGCUCUUUUCCCUCAAAAUUGUGGUCUGUUCUACAUCUUAUGGAAGAUCCUCUAUGUGUUAGUUUUAUUUUUACUCCUUCCUGUGUUUUUUCUCGACCAUGUCCCUGUCAACAAUUCUUCCUAAUAAAAGUUUUUACUCUUC
This is a messenger RNA of Lemur catta (Ring-tailed lemur), 4470 nucleotides long. It is a transcript of the gene COL6A1, whose product is annotated as collagen type VI alpha 1 chain. Lineage: Eukaryota; Metazoa; Chordata; Mammalia; Primates; Lemuridae. The record is from RefSeq and is a predicted model, not a curated record.